CCUAUGACAUUUUGAACCUGUGAUUUUUUUGCACAACACAACGGAGGAAAUGGCUAUCUGGGCUAAGACGGUACCAAGGUGUUGACAGUAAUUACAAAGGUGUCGACUGUUAUCACGGAGGAAGCGGAUGGCACGAAAUCGUGCCUCGCUCGGAGGAAUGACUCUCCUUCUGAUCAUCUGACUUUGACCUUUUUGGUCUCCUCCAGAUCCAGUGACCUUGACCUUUGGGAUUUGGAAAGUAUUCACCAUGCAUCGUUGGUUGACACGGAAAUUGUGCCAUCAAAAGCGUAUCAUCAUCAUUGGUGGAUUUUUGAUAGUUAUUUUUCUCAUCAUACAGUGUUUCAAUCAUUUCGCAGUCUCCAGAAACAGGGAAUGCUGGUUGGACCAGCAGCAGUCCAGUGUCAAGGCUACGAAAAAUGUACCAUUGGAAGUCUCCACGUUGUUUAUAAAUACAACUUCCGAGUCCACCACUACGGUGACACCACCUGUAUCCUUGCCGGAGGGACAAGAAACCAUCGAUUACAUCGCAGAAUAUCUCCUGGUCAAGUUUGAAGUUUGUGAGAAUACCCCACAUUAUUCCAUCCAAGCUAUCAGCCUCACCAACACUGGAAUAGCUGUAGUAAAGGGAGGUAACUGGCAGAUCUAUUUUAACCAUCUCUACAAAAUGAUGCACGAGAUUGGAGGUGUGCCGCCGGAAGGUCAUGUGAUCAGUGAUUCCGGCUUCAGAUUAUUCCAUGUCAAAGGAAGUCUAUACAGAAUACAGCCCGAACCUGAUUUUUGUCUACCACUGUAUCCAACACAGACUCGAAUCCUCACUUUGACAGGAAACUUUCAACAAGUCUCUAAAACUGAUUCUUUUCCUAACUGGUAUGUGACUUCGCCGGACUCUAAACCACAGAUACUUCAAUGUACCAGGGGGGAAACUCUCGACUUCGUGGAUAGCUACAAUCGCUCGUCACUGCAGUGGCGUCGUGACUCCAAUGACCAGAAUGACCCCUACACUGCCCAAGUAAGGUUCAAUAUGUAUGCGAAUAUGUUGCAUGACACUGGGCGUGCUGGGAAUCUGGUGUUGCCGACACCAGAGGAGGCGAACAUUGAUGUGAAUACCUUGUUAAGCAUUAAUCCGAAGGAAUGGGUGAUCAUCAGUAACACGGAAUUUACAUCUGAGGCAAAAUUUCUUGCAGAACGUUGUCCGAUACAGUUUUCCUACAACUUACCAAAGAGACGCUACAUCUAUCUGACCAAGCGGCCUUCCAACAUGAACCUUACCAGCGAGGAGUACAUUCUAACUGUGGAGCCGGCUACGGAAAUAAUACAAGUUUUUGCCGACGGAAAGGCAGGAGCUUUCUAUGGUGUUCAGACCAUUUUGUCUCUCCUACAGAAAGAUGCCGAUAACUUGGUAAUACCCAAGACACAAAUCAGAGACAAACCAAGAUUUCCGUACAGGGGAGUCCAACUAGAUGUCUCCCGGAACUUCCACUCCAAGGAAACUGUCAUGAAACUCUUGGAUACCAUGGCAAUGUAUAAAUUGAAUAAACUUCAUUUUCACCUGAGCGAUGAUGAAGGCUGGAGGCUGGAGAUUGCUGGUUUGGAGGAACUUACACAGGUUGGCAGUCGACGUUGUCAUGACCCGAGUGAAAAAUCAUGCCUUCUUCCUCAACACGGCUCUGGACCCCACACAACCUCCUCUGGCUCCGGAUACUACACUGCUAAAGAUUACCAAGAAAUUCUAAUGUUUGCACAAAGGAGGCACAUCCAAGUGAUUCCGGAGUUUGACGUCCCAGGGCACUCUCGAGCAGCGGUUAAGUCGAUGGAGGCACGCCAUAAAAAGUUUCGCUCCCCGGACGAGGAAAGUGCCGAGGAGUUUCUACUUACAGAAUGGGCAGAUAAAUCUAAAUAUAGUACAGCACAGUCGUAUGACGACGGCGUAAUCAACGUGUGUAUUGAGUCUACGUACAUUUUUCUCCAGCACCUGAUCGCCUCAGUGAAGGACCUACAUCGUGAAGUCCAGCCUUUGGAUGUCUUCCACCUUGGCGGUGAUGAGAUAGCUGGUGGCGUCUGGCAGAAUUCCCCAGCCUGUAAGACGCUAAGAGAGGAACGCAACAUCACAGACUUCCGCUUCUUUUUCAUGCAUCGGGCUAUAAAACUGCUCCAGGAUCAGGGCUUGGCGGCCGGUGUGUGGGAAGAUGGAAUUAUACCCAAGGAUGUUUAUCCCUAUAGCCUAAAAAAUCUCAGAGACAAACCGACCAACAGUGACCUGACAGGAGAAAACUCGACCACUCAGGAGAGGGAGAUCUACGCUUAUGCCUGGAACAAUAUAUGGGAAUACGGCAGAGCUUCAAGGGCCAUAACUCUAGCCAAUGCUGGUUAUAAGGUUGUCAUGGCUCAGGCGACACAUUUGUAUUUAGACCACCCUUACGAACCUGACCCACUAGAGCGAGGUUUAUACUGGGCGACCCGCUACAUCGACACUCGGAAAAUCUUUGCAUUUAUUCCCCUACAUCUUUUCCUCAAUGCGGAUGUCACAGGAAGAGGGAUGUCACUAGUGAACACUUCCGAGGAACAGAUGGGAUGUCUACAUAAAGAGACAUGUGUGCUGAAGUCGCCAGAAAAUAUCAUGGGUUUGGAAGGUAAUUUGUGGACGGAAACAAUACGGACUCGGGACCAAUUACAGAGCAUGGCCUUCCCACGUCUCCUGGCAAUGGCGGAAAGAGCUUGGCAUAAGGCACCAUGGGAAGACAUUUUGGAUAAGAAGGAACGUCAAGUUAGUCUAGAAGCUGAUUGGAUAAAAUUUUCAAAUACACUUGGUUACCGGGAGUUGAAGCGAUUGGAUGAUAUGGGAGUGAAGUAUCGCGUGCCGCCUCCCGGGGCUGUAAUUGUGAAUAACGAGUUGAGAGUAAACUGUCUAUAUCCUGGACUUGAGAUACAGUACAGCUCGGACGGAGGCAAAACCUGGACCACAGCAAAAGGAGGGGUUGGACGACAGAGCAACACCAGUAAAAAACCAAUCAAGAUUUAUACUGACCGUCACAUACUAGUACGGACAGUGUCCGCAGACAGACGGCGCUACAGUCGAAUAAUCUCCGUCAACAUCAAUAAAGACAUCUAGAUGUGACACUGUGUCUAUAAGUAUGAGUAAUUACUACAGAGUCACAAAGUGUCACCACAUUUGAUUACUUUAGGGUCAAGAGGUCAUGAUCUUUAAUUACGUCACGGUCAAGAGGUUAUCACCUUUGAUUACAUCACGGUCAAGAGGUCAUCACCUUUGAUUAUGUCAUGGUCAAGAGGUUAUCACCUCUGAUUACGUCACCGUCAAGAGGUCAUCACCUUUGAUUACGUCAGGGUCAAGAGGUCAUCACCUUUGAUUACUGCAGGGGUCAAUGUGUCUUACCUUUUCUGUGUGAGUUAUCCAACUAAGAGGAACUCAUGUUGAAAGGGAAAAAAAAAACACACAUGGAGGCUUUCAUGUAGCUUCUACAAGGGGGUGCAUGUCAAGCUUUUACAAGGGGGUGCAUGUCAAGCUUUUACAAGGGGGUGCAUGUCAAGCUUUUACAAGGAAGCAUGAAGCUUCUAUCAGGCGCAACCAUGUCCUUUCUCCCUAUGCUCAUGUAGCCUAAUUCUUCCAGGUGAUAUUUUUAAAGCUUUACCAGGAGGCUUUCUAGUGUCACCAAUGUAACUUGUAUCAGGGAGCGUUUAUAUAGUGAAGGAGUGCUCCUUUAGAUUCUGCAAGGGCGCGCUCAUGUAGCUUUUAUGCGUGGUCGGUGGCACAGUCGUAACAAACUUGCCUUUCACAUAGAUGGCCAAGGUACAAUCCCCAAUCAAGGUGAAAAGGUAUAGGAUCACCUGCCCGUAUAUUAUACCAGAGGACACUCAUUAAGCUUUACAAGGGAGAGCGGGGGGACUCAUUUAGCUUCACCGGGGGCACUCAUUUAUCUUUGUCAGGGCGCACUCAAUUAGCAUUAGCUUCACUGGA
Molecule: messenger RNA, 3973 nt
Organism: Pecten maximus
Lineage: Eukaryota; Metazoa; Mollusca; Bivalvia; Pectinida; Pectinidae
Product: beta-hexosaminidase-like
Biological process (GO): ganglioside catabolic process; glycosaminoglycan metabolic process; carbohydrate metabolic process
Cellular component (GO): membrane
Molecular function (GO): beta-N-acetylhexosaminidase activity; polysaccharide binding
Source: RefSeq, a predicted model, not a curated record